ACCUUGAACCUCGGCUGCAAAAACGUAAACAAAGCAAGAAAUGUCAAACGUCACGAAACAUUGAUCCAUGUCUACACGUAGCGCGCGAGCGAAGAUACCACCUGACCGUUGCCCUUGUCGCGCUACGUGUAGACAGACGGUAAUUGUUUACAAAAUUGGUUAAAUCGUGCUCUGGUUGUUGCCCCUUUUUAAAUGUUUCUAAAUAUUAAUUUGUUCCUUAAACAUGUGGCCCUUCUAAUUGUGUGCAUUGCCGGAGACAAACUUGGUGAAGGUGCUUCAAAACCCGCUCUUCUGCGUGCAUUUAUUGAUAACGCAACACACGCACUUGUUGGGCUGAUCGGCGGCGAGAUCGUUCUGAAUAGCGUGAAGCAGCACCAUCUGAGUAGGCAAGAAUAUUGCAUUUUACUUCUAGAGGCCACAGUCGUGUCUUCGUUCAUUGACUUGGAUCAUUUUAUUGAGGCAAAGUCGAUUCGUUUGCAGGAUGCUACCAAUCUUGACCGACGACCGUUUCUUCAUAAUUCCGCGAUUUGUGGACUUAUUCUUAUCCUGGUCAUCAUGUUCCAACGCAUGGACCCCAACGGAUUGUUAUCAAUCGCCGGUGCGAUGGCAUUAACUGCUUUCAGUACGCACCACAUUCGUGAUGCGACGCGAAGAGGAAUUUGGGUCAAAGUUCCUUUACUAGACACUAGCACUCCGGCCAUUCCUUACAUCGCCUAUCUUGCGCUCGUUAGUGCCACUCCACAUGCAAUUUCACAAUUAUUGAGGCUUACAGGAAGUGGAAAUCCACAAAUGAGCCGACUCGUAGAGAUGGUUUGAACUAGUUAACGAAUAUAAUGAAUAAAAUGUGAUAUCCAUACUACAAAAGCCCUAGACCGUUCGCCGGAUGCAGCAGUCGAUAAGUAAGUGAGUAUGUUAGAUAUGGUAUAAGUUACGCAGUGUCGCAAAGCAACAUCCACCACAUUAAUCAUAUUAAGCACUCAUACUAUUUAAACUUGAUAGCGAGGCAUAGCGUGUUUCUUCAGUCUAUAAGCAACAGUUGCAUAGAAUAGGCAGUGCCAACCCAACAUUGAGUCUCCACGAUGGUCGAUAUAAAGUCUUUUGUUCCAUCGCUGAAUAAUACAAACUAUUGCAAAAUCUUCGGACUGCUUUUGGCUUUUGAAUUAACAACUAUGGUGAUGAUUAAAACCUUUAGAACAACGUAAGCUUUUGCUGUGCCUCUAAAUGCCGUGAUCUAAAUGAUUUAAUUCAUUCCUUUUGUUCAAUAUGCAGAAAAUCCGAAGAUCAUCCUUAUAGUUAUCAAUUUAGUGCUUGCUAUUUUUAACUCAUUUGCUCGAAUCCCAAUCUUACAAGCGACUUACAGUGACUCACGACGCUUAGGCGUGCUUACUCACGAUGCAGGAAGUUCGGCGAGAUUGGAGGCCUCAAGAUCUUGGAGCUAGCGAGAAGCUGAACGAGGGUAGACAAAUAAAAGCAAGUAUUGAGAGUUAUCAUUCAGUACUAGCGAAUCGUUAGCGCAGAUUGUUGGAGUUUGUCCAGUUUUCCUCGAUAAACGGCUGAUUCAUUUCGAAAUUGCUUGCAUUGUGUUUACUUAAUAUCAUUUGCUUGCUGUAGCGAGUCUCCUUCCCUCUCUUUCGCUCUCUUGUGCAAAUAAUCCCUUUUUAAU
This is a messenger RNA of Anopheles darlingi, 1663 nucleotides long. RefSeq names its product transmembrane protein 267. The record is from RefSeq and is a predicted model, not a curated record. The transcript has 2 exons. The coding region runs from base 193 to 816 and encodes 207 amino acids. Lineage: Eukaryota; Metazoa; Arthropoda; Insecta; Diptera; Culicidae.